Messenger RNA from Knipowitschia caucasica, 246 nucleotides. The record is from the annotation of a GenBank genome assembly. Lineage: Eukaryota; Metazoa; Chordata; Actinopteri; Gobiiformes; Gobiidae.
AUGCUCAGAGCUCCUGAUGACGAUGACUCUGGACCCUUCCCAGGAGUCCAGGACUCUCAGGAGGUUUGCACCACCUCCUUCUCCACCUCUCCUCCGUCACAGUGCGUGUGCACCCUGAGUCCGUCUCCCUCCAAACUGUCUAAGCCCCUCCCCCUGGACAGUCUCCCGCUCCCAUUGGGCCCUGGACUUGUCACUCACAACAAUGUGAGUCCUGUGUGCUUCACUUCAGUAGUGAUUAGUCCGUGA